Penicillium verhagenii is the source of this 1014-nucleotide messenger RNA. RefSeq lists its product as uncharacterized. The transcript has a single exon. Bases 1 to 1014 code for a protein of 337 amino acids. NCBI's taxonomy places the organism in Eukaryota, Fungi, Ascomycota, Eurotiomycetes, Eurotiales, Aspergillaceae. The record is from RefSeq and is a predicted model, not a curated record.
AUGGCAAAUCGAAUAUCUCCCAUUAAUCUGAACCAGAAUUCGUCCCAAUGGCAACAUUUACUACGGGCCACGCUCCGGGAAUGCACCUAUCUUCCCGAUCCGAUUGCUCGAACCUACAUGCAUGGCUAUGUUCUCGACCGAUAUCGCCGGGCGUUCAAAUCUAAGCAGCCGGAAGCCAAGUUGAUACAGACAGCCAGGAAGGAAUUAUCUCGACUUCAAAGAGCAAAUGAAGGCUACCCGCGCCCAUUGGACCGAGUCAUGAUGAUGUCCUAUGGUCGAACUGGAAAACGAAGACACGAGCUACUAGCCCAGUUGAUGAGCCCCGAUACCCCGGUAGACACCGAGGCACUUAGAGAGCUCGUCACCAAGGCUCCGGAUUAUGCAGAUGGCUGGGAGCCCCCACAGAUCAUCUUGGCUCUUAUCAAAUCUCAGAUGAAUAAUGGAGUGAUCACAUCCUCCCGUCUGCGGCCUCAGCUGAAAGGUGUUGAACCACCCAUACCCGAGAAGAACAGUUGGGGUCGACCCUUGAGACAUUCUCGCAAAUUCAAUAUCCGGCAUCAGUGGUACUUUGAUACAUUAUUUUGUCUUCUGCCGCCGUUGCCAGAUAAGGAACUCAAGGUUCUGGACGGGUUGAUAGCAGGGAAUGUGUUAUGGAAGCCCCGAGAACGAAAGCAGGUAGAAGAACCUCCAAAAUCCCAGGAUAAUCUUUUAUUGGAUCUAUUGGCAGAUGGCCCUCAGAAGGGGCCAACGUUUCGGCGACACGUCCUGGGCCGACCGCAUAAGAUCACUCCCAGAUUUAUGCUCCGCCAGUGGCGACGUAUCUCUGCCCAUGUGCCGAGAAAGUUUUGGAACGAGAAAUCGACCAAGACAAUGAAAUGGCUUUUCCACUGGGACGCCCCAAAGAAGGUACCAACGCUGGCCUUUGACGUGGAUCAGAAUGCAGAUAUUGAUCAGAUUUUUGGCGAAUCAUCCAAGGACAAGAUCGAAGCACCAUCCAAAAAAUCCACUUUAUAA